CUGAAACCUGCGGAACCCUGGCAUGUCUACUGCGCAUGAGGUAGGGCGCACGGUGCCAACUUUCAGUAUCCCAGUUGUUUUCCAGACACCCUAGUGAUCGUACACGCUGAAAAAUACACCCUGUGUUUUGUUGUGUCGUGAUAAAUGGUUUAAGGUGUUGCAGUAUGCGAGUUCUAUGGCUGUGUUUGGCGACCGUGUGCAUGGUUGUGUGCACGGCGGAGCGCGGCGGAUCGUUGCGUGGGGCACUUGAAGCGUUGCAGCGACGACAACGUGGGCGCGUGCAUGUACCCGUUGAAUCGUCAGAUUAUGAAGCUUUUUACGACUUCGUGCCGCCGCAAGCUUAUCCUGAGCCUGAUUAUUCAGUAGAUCCUGAAAAUGCUGAAGAUGAAACAUCUCCAAAGUAUAUUGUCAGGUUGCUAGAAAAUGAAAGGCCAUCUGAAGCUUAUGAGUACAAAAUAAUCAAGAAAAAAUCUGCAUUUAGUAGACCGAAUUCUAAUACACGGCAACCAUCUCCUUUCCGCGAACGAAGUCAACAUUCAGACAACGAUAGACUUCGAGACUUGUUUAUGGAUAGAGAUGAAGAUGUAGAUGAAAAUAGUCACAUUCUGGAAAACGAAGGAGACAACGACAUUGAAUAUGCAGUUCUUUUGGAUCAGCUCUGGUCUAAAUACAAGAAUAACCAAGGGCGUUCUAAGAAUGAAGACAAUGCAGAAGGCGUAGUAAAAUUAUAUAAAGAUAAAAUUAUCAAAAAACGAUUUCCUAAUAAUUGGGGUCCCGUAGCUUUUAAAAGAAAACGAAGUCCAGAAUCCAAUAUGGAUCGAUCCGUAUUAACCGAGAGCGAAUAUAUUAAGAACAAUGGAGAUAUUGUUCCUCGUAAUUCUAACUAUAAUUCAUAUGAAGUUUCUGAUAAUGAUGAUGAUAAUGAUAAAGACGACAUGCGAGAAGAAUAUGCUAUUGCCUUUCAACCCCUUAACGAUGAUAGUCUCUCUGAUUUAGCAGACGAAGAUCAGUAUGCAUAUGAAACGAUUGAAAAGCGAUUUCCUGUAACUAAAAGGAGCAGUGAACCGUAUAAUUUCAAUAGUCAAAAGAAAAGAUUUGCUCCUGACCAGAAUAAACGCGAUACUAAGACAUUCAGAAAUAGUGCCGGAACAGAUCCAAAAAUAAUCAGAGACUUGUCAAAAAUAUUUGGGAAUGCAGAAAAUGAAUUUAUUAAAUCUCCCGUUAAGCGUAACACUGAUCAUGUUGAAAAAUUGCAUGAUAGUAAGCCACCGACGUUGGUUUUACCUCAUAAUCACACCGAGCAUGACCAAAAUUUGACAAUGUACGAAGAUAAUAAUCACGAAGAAAGUGAGCACAAAAUUCAUCCCCCAGGAGUAUUCGGUAAAGAAGAACACUAUCAUAACACCCAUGAAUCAGAACAUACUCAUGAUAAAGAUCACAAACAUAAUCAUGACAAAGAUCAACACGAGAAUGAUAAUAAUCAGGAAACUGAAAAACCAAUUAAAAUCAAGAAGAAGUCUAUCGAUUGGUCAGAUUAUUUCGGCAUUGACAAACGGCUUAAAAAAUCAGUUUCCUUUGUAAAUAAUCUAAACGAGGAUCGACUCAAAAAACAAUACUUUGACACAUUUAAUAAGGAGGUGAUAUACCCCUUAAAUUCCUUUAGAAAAAAUAAUUAUGCAAAACGCAAUUACGUUCAACCGAAUGAGGAAACAAAUAUUCGAAUGAAUAACGAUCAUUCACUUGCUAAAGACGAAAAAAGAAACUCUGGAACCGACAAUGAAUCGAAAUUGGAUAAUAUCGAUAAGAAGUUGAAAAAUAUGGAAGGAAUAAUAGUGGAUGAAGCAUUACAUUAUUCAAAUAUUGGUGAAGAGCUAGACUCUAAAGAAGAACAAGAAAUGAAAGAAAAAUUGCUGUCUCGUUUGGCUGCAGCUUAUAGUUUGGAAAAAAUGCGCAAAGCGCUAAAAGAAUUCAAGCAAAGUUUGCAAAUGCAAAAAGCGUCUUCAGUUGUUCGUUCCUCUUCUGAUCACACUAGUGAUAAAUAUAAAAGAGUUGUUAUAAAAAAGGAAAAGGUACUCAUGCCGAAUGACAUUCCGAUUGCAUCUGAAAAAAAUGAUGAUUUUGAAGAUGAACAAGGAGCUGGUCAUUAUUUAAAUGGUAAAAUGGAGGAACAGCUCUCUGAAGGAUAUAUGGGUGGAAGUGGAAGCCAUCAUACUCCUGUAAUGUCGACAGUUAGCUCUAUGGGUGCUUGCCCAGUUUUAGCAAAGAUUGUACAAAGAUGCCGUGGUGUCGACUUAUUAGCUGGAGAUCGUGGUCAGCUGUUUCUUCCUUUGUGUAGCUUACACCAGAUUUGUUACCUUUGUGGUGAGGCUCCUCCAACAACAUGUGACUUAGUAUUUCUGUCCGAAGCAGACUCCUCCUGUGAAGGUGAUAUGAGUUGUCAGCGAGCUGCGCGUUCGGCUCUUAUGGCUUUAAGAGAAUUGCAUGAAAAUUUAGUCGAUGAGUUAGAUGGUGAAUGCGAAGCAAGCCCUUGCCUUCCUGCCACUUUGAAACUAAAUCUAGGUUGGCAGAGAACAGUGGUUAGAUCUCCUGUCAUGGCGAAUAAUAGUGGAAGUGCAAGAGGUAUGGAUAAUCCAGCAGCUACUGAAGACGAUGGAUCCACAUUGAGACCCGAUCUGGUGAUAAGCGUCCAACCCCAAGUGCAAGAGAGUAAUCGAGCUGAACUCCCAGUAUCAACGACAGAUUGGCAAUCGAACAGUCGAGGGCAGUUCAUACCAUUACACGGCUUAGAUUUUCUCAUCGGUGCUUCCAGCCUGCACAUACAACAAACUGUAGAACUUGAUGACUUAACAUCGGGAAUAAAUUCAGAAAACAGAUACAUAGUAAAGGUACCUCACGGCGAAUCGUUAUACAUCGCUAGCGAAGUAUCUUCGAAAACACAAAGAAGUCUAUGUGGCAUGGGACGAGCCUUUGUGAUGCACUUGCACGACAGCACGAGGCAGGAGGCGUUGGUGCUGCAAAGGCGACUCGCAGCAGCGUCUUGCUUGUUCCCUUGUAGGUUGCAGGAGAUGAGAGUAGUAACACCUCCAGGAGACUAUAUUGGUCGAAUACAACAACAGUGGACGUGGAUGGUACCGUUCUUUCUUGUAAGAGAUGCGGCGGAUGACGUCCUCUAUGUUGUAGAAGGCCCGGCAGUUUUAAAAAAAAGUGCUCUUCAGCUUUCUAAAUUUAAGAUAUUGAGUGGGGAUUCCUUACGUGAAGUUGGAACAAUAUCCCACGGUUGGGACCGAGAGCUCGUUACUUUUACAACAAACAUUAUCUAUCCUACUGAUACAGCACAGCCAAAACAUAAAGCUCUUCUAUUGGCCGCGGCAUUUUUGCUUGAAUACACAUACUUCGAACGUGCAAAGAAAAGUUGUUGGCGAUGUAAUUGUUGUUAAUUUAAUUAAACAUUAAGUGUAUAGAAAUUAAAAUUUAUAAUUUAUUUAAUUGAGAGCGCCUGAAAGUUUCUAA
Vanessa atalanta (red admiral) is the source of this 3510-nucleotide messenger RNA. RefSeq lists its product as uncharacterized. Gene Ontology annotation, molecular function: phospholipid scramblase activity. Gene Ontology annotation, biological process: plasma membrane phospholipid scrambling. The coding region runs from base 165 to 3437 and encodes 1090 amino acids. The record is from RefSeq and is a predicted model, not a curated record. The transcript is spliced from 13 exons. Lineage: Eukaryota; Metazoa; Arthropoda; Insecta; Lepidoptera; Nymphalidae.